Phalacrocorax carbo (great cormorant) is the source of this 1983-nucleotide messenger RNA. Lineage: Eukaryota; Metazoa; Chordata; Aves; Suliformes; Phalacrocoracidae. The record is from RefSeq and is a predicted model, not a curated record.
AUGGCCGAGUGCGGGAGCUACAAAGCCACCAAUGCUCUGACUCUGGCAGCUUUGUCCCCUCCGUGUCCCCAGCAGGAAGGGCAGCUCUGCCUCCUGCCCAUGCCACCCAUCCCCACCGGCCCUGCGCCCGUUCCCACCCAGGGACAUUGGAAGUCCCAAGAGGAAUGGAGGUCACACCGGGAAACCAAGCCCUCCGCGGAGCCGUCGCCUUUGAGCAAUCUCCAAAAGGGAGACCACCCGCCAGCAGUCAGCAGCCCUUCCAGGAUUCUCUGGGUCCUGGGCGCCGAGAGGAGGUCGCGGGCGGCGGCCGUCUGGCCCGUGGACGAGGAGGUGUCCAGCGACUCCGAGCCGGAGAGCCCGUCGUUGGGACGGCGGUGGCGGCGGGAGUUGGCGGUAGAGGAGGAGAUGGAGGAGACGCCGCAGGAGAAGAAGCUGCGCCUGGCCAAGCUGUACCUGGAGGAGCUCCGCCAGCACGAGGAGGAGCGGGCGGCGGCAGAGGAGGAGGAGGAGGAGACGCAUCCGGCGGAUCUCAUCGGCGACCGGCUGAAGGAGGACGUGCUGGAGCAGAAGGGUCGGCUGCAGCGCCUGGUCGCCAAAGAUGUGCAGCCUCCAGAUCCAGCCAGCAUUCGAGUGCUGCGGGGGCACCAGCUGCCCGUCACCUGCCUGGUCAUCUCUCCAGAUGACAGGUUCAUCUUUUCGGCCUCCAAGGACGGCUCCCUCAUCAAAUGCAAGUGUUCCCUUGGGGCCGCGACUGGCUGUUCCCCCAGCCUGAACCCUGCAGGGAGGGACCCUGCAGCAGCAGGAGCGUGGGUGCCUGUGGAGGUGGCUGGGCCCCUGCCCCUUCCGGGGAUGUGCACGUGCAUCGUUUUGGGCUCUGUGGGAGGCUCGUUGGCGCUUUCCAAUAUGUUGGGAGGUUCCCAGGGCGUGACGGCGAUGCCUUUCCCGUAGGGGAGGUGGAGAGCGGGAAGAGGCUGUGCGUGGUGCCUGGGUGGAAGAAGGGCACCGAGGAGCGGCACAUGGGGCACGCAUCCCACGUCCUCUGCAUGGCCAUCUCAUCGGAUGGCAAGUACCUGGUACGGGAGAGGGGGCUGGUGCUGCCAUGUGUGGUGGAGCGGUGCUGGUGGGGAAUGCAUCUCCUCCUGGGGUCCUGCGGAGAGCGGUAUCUCUAUGGAGAAAGGCAUCCAGUAUCGAAGGGAAUUAGCUGUGCUUGAGGUGAUUUAUGAGAUCCCAAGAGCUAACUGUAUUGGAGGCCGAAGUGAGCCUAACUGGGAAUGAGUGGCAGAAGCACCCCAUUGUGACUGGCCCCGAGGCUCCGUGCAUCCUUGGCAUAGACUACCUCAGGAGAGGGUAUUUCAAGGACCCAGAAGGGUACAGGUGGGCUUCUGGUGUAGCUGCCUUGGAGACGGAGGAAACUAAACAGCUGUCUACCUUGCCUGGCCUCUCGAAGGACCCUUCUGUUGUGGGGUUGCUGAAGGUCAAAGAGCAACAGGUGCCGAUCGCCACCACAACAGUGCACCGGCGGCAAUAUCGCACCAACAGAGACUCUCUGAUCCCCAUCCAUGAACUCAUUCACCAACUGAGGAGCCAAGGAGUCAUCAGUAAGACCCACUCACCCUUUAACAGUCCCAUAUGGCCAGUGCAGAAGUCUAACGGAGAGUGGAGGCUAACAGUAGACUAUCGUGGCCUGAAUGAAGUCACUCCACCGUUGAGUGCUGCUGUGCCAGACCUGCUAGAACUUCAACACGAACGGGAGUCAAAGGCAGCCAAGUGGUAUGCCACAACUGAUAUUGCUAAUGCAUUCUUCUCAAUCCCGCUGGCAGCAGAGUGCAGGCCACAGUUUGCUUUCACAUGGAGGGGCGUCCAGUACACCUGGAAUCGACUGCCCCAGGGGUGGAAACACAGCCCUACCAUUUGCCAUGGACUGAUUCAGACUGUACUGGAACAGGGAGAAGCUCCCGAACACCUUCAAUACAUUGAUGACAU